Molecule: messenger RNA, 1236 nt
Organism: Thyridium curvatum
Lineage: Eukaryota; Fungi; Ascomycota; Sordariomycetes; Thyridiales; Thyridiaceae
Exons: 5
Coding region: 1-1236 (411 amino acids)
Source: RefSeq, a predicted model, not a curated record
AUGUCCGAUUCAUAUGCUCACACGACGACCGUCCCUGGGGCAGCCAGCAUGGAGACGACGCAGACUUCAGGCCAAGCCAUCCAGGAUGCUGCUAUCCCAGUCAUCGACAUUUCUGGGGACGGCGAUCAGGAGCAGGUAGCCCGAGAGCUCGUCGAUGCCGCUGUCCGGCAUGGCUUUGUCUACAUCAGAAGUACCGGCAAGGACAUCCCUGCCCAAGCCAUAGACGACGCCUUUGCACUCGCCAGAAAGCUGUUCAAGGCACCCCUGGAGGAGAAGCAGAGCUGCAACAUCCAAAAGAACAACAGGGGCUACUCUGGCAUGCAUGUCGAGACGCUCGACCCCAAGAAUCAGAGGAUUGGUGAUCUCAAGGAGAAACCCACACCCAGGGCCUUCAACUUUGGCGAAUUCGUCAAUGGCAAAGCCCAGCAGCCUCUGCCGCCCACCAUCGCCAGCGAUGAGCCCCAGAUCGCCGAGUUCUUCGCCUACUGCCACCGGCUGAGCCUCAAGCUCAACUCCCUCCUGGGCAUCGGCCUCGGCCAAGCCCACCUCCCCUCAAGGGGCCCCUCGGGCACCAUCCUCCGCCUCCUGCGCUACCCGCCCCUCUCCGCCCUCGCCGCCGCCGCGCAAGACGCCACCACCCCCAGCAGCAGCAACAAACAGGCCGCGCCGGCGUCGGCCGCCGACGUCCGCGCCGGCGCCCACUCGGACUACGGCUCCCUGACCCUGCUCUUCCGCCUCGCGGGCCAGCCGGGCCUCGAGGUCCAGCAGAUCCUCCCCACGGACGGCGCCCGCGCCUGGGCCCCCGUCCCCGUCGUCCCCGCCGGGACGGAAUCCGACCCUUCCCCGCCCGUGCUCGUCAACAUCGGCGACCUGCUGUCCUACUGGACCGGCGGGCUCCUGCGCAGCACCCUCCACCGCGUCGUCUUCCCCAGGCCCGGCGGAGGACCGGACCAGCAGGAGAAGGCGGGGGAGGAGCCGCGGUACUCGAUCGCCUUCUUCUGCCACCCCGUCGGCACGUUCCCGCUCGAGCCCGUCCCCAGCGAGAGGGUGCGGGCCUUCGCCGCCGCGCAACAGAGCGAGAGCGGCGGCGGUGGCGCUGGAGGGGAAGAGGGAGAGAGUAACCCCUACGCCGAGAGGAAGGUCCUCACGGCAGAUGAGCACCUGCAGAUGAGGCUGCGGGCGAGCUAUCUUGACCUGUAUGAUGAUAACAAAGAUGCUGGUGGACAAAAAGCUUAA